UAAUAACUAUUCCGGUUGGUGGACUUCAUCGUCGACCUCGGGAUCGGAUUUGUUCGAACCCUAGGGGGGGUGGGAACCCGCUGUAAUGGCAAUGGGCGACGUCCACCAGCUCCAGCUUUGGUGGAGGCGGCGAUGGGGCACGGAGCGCCGCGCCACCGUCGCCUGGGUGUUCGCCGCCCUCUUCAUCGUCCUCUUCCUCGCCGCCGGCUCUCGGCUCGGUGACACUGCUCUCGGGGGUACGGGGACCCUGGCCCGUUCGUCCUCGGAUCCAGCCCUCGUCGAUCUCACCCUCGUUCGUGACGCCGAGGAGAAAGGCGCCGUGUGUUUGGAUGGGAGCCCACCCGGGUAUCAUCUACAGAGGGGGUUUGGCUCUGGCGUGGACAGCUGGCUUGUGCACUUGGAGGGUGGAGGCUGGUGUAGUUCUUUGGAAUCAUGCUCUUUGCGCAAAUCCACACCAGUAGGUUCAUCACACCACAUGGAACGUCAGGUUCCCUUUGUUGGCAUUUUGAGCAACAUCCCAUCACAAAAUCCUGAUUUCCAUAACUGGAACAAAGUUAAGGUGCGGUACUGCGAUGGUGCAUCAUAUUCUGGGGAGGGAGAAAGUGAAACCCAGGAUGGAACGAAACUUUUCUUUAGAGGUCAACGGAUUUGGAAAGCAAUUAUGGGUGAACUCUUACAGAAAGGACUUGCAAAUGCUAAACAGGCACUUCUUACAGGAUGUUCUGCUGGAGGUCUUGCCACUUUCAUCCAUUGUGAUGAAUUUCGUGAACUUCUCCCUAAGGAGAUCACUGUUAAAUGUUUUGCAGAUGCUGGUUUUUUUCUCAACGAAAAGGAUAUAUCUGGAAAAAGUUACAUUCAGUCAUUCUACAGCAAUGUGGUCCGCCUUCAGGAUGUAGGAAAAAAAUUUCCAGAUUGCAUCUCAAGGAUGGAACCAUCUCAGUGUUUCUUCGCAGAAGAGAUUAUUAAGAAUGUGAAGACUCCACUUUUCAUCCUCAACCCAGCCUAUGACUCUUGGCAGAUACAAAACAUUUUUGUACCAGCCUCAUCUGAUCCCCAACAAUCAUGGCAGCGAUGCAAGCUGAACAUUCACAAUUGUGAUUCCAACCAGAUAAAGUCGCUGCAAGGAUUUAGGUAUGCCUUGCUGAAUGCCCUGAGUGAGUUUAAGAAGAACAAUAACGGAGGCAUGUUUAUAAAUUCCUGCUUUGUGCACUGUCAGACAAUUUACAAUUUCACUUGGCAUUCAUCAAAUUCUCCACGAGUUAACAAUAAGACACUUGCAGAGGCUGUAGGCGACUGGUACUUCGGGAGAGCUAAAGUCCAAGAAAUCGACUGCGCUUAUCCCUGCAAUCCUACGUGCCACCAUUUGAACCUUAUGCAACCUUACAGAAUGUAAGAAGGGUGUGGGGUUAUCCUGGCUUCUCUGUUCUCCUUUUGCUUAUGGAGAUUUAAACUCGAGACAUGAUUGUUCAAUGCUUCCUUUUUUUUUGUUUUGUAUGUUAAUUCAGAUUCAUGAGGGUGCUGUAAGAUGGUGAUAGAACAAUAUUUCUAUGCAUGAUGGAUUUUGACCUUACUCCAUUACUCGGAGCAA
Musa acuminata subsp. malaccensis (wild Malaysian banana) is the source of this 1588-nucleotide messenger RNA. Its product is annotated as pectin acetylesterase 5. Gene Ontology annotation, biological process: cell wall organization. Lineage: Eukaryota; Viridiplantae; Streptophyta; Magnoliopsida; Zingiberales; Musaceae. The record is from RefSeq and is a predicted model, not a curated record. Gene Ontology annotation, molecular function: pectin acetylesterase activity. Gene Ontology annotation, cellular component: plant-type cell wall.